Molecule: messenger RNA, 1223 nt
Organism: Dama dama (fallow deer)
Lineage: Eukaryota; Metazoa; Chordata; Mammalia; Artiodactyla; Cervidae
Gene: TMEM86B
Product: transmembrane protein 86B
Exons: 3
Coding region: 155-874 (239 amino acids)
Cellular component (GO): membrane
Source: RefSeq, a predicted model, not a curated record
UGGCCGGUGGUAUCAGCUGUGCCAGGCAGGGCUGUCUCAGGGUGGGGCAGCAUCUCCCUAAGUCUCUUAUCAGUCCCAGAGUCCACAGGACACUCUUGAGUUAACGUGUAAACACACGCCACCCCCACCACCCGUCAAAGCUAUCGGUGCCCACAUGCAGGCCACUGUGGGGGGCCGCAGGUCCGACGUGGACGCCCGGAAGGAGGGGCUGCCCUGGAGACCUCGCUUCUCAGCUCAACACCCACAGCCGCGCGUGGGCCUGGGGCUGCUCCCGUUCUUCCUUGCCUGUGCCGUCUACCUCCUCGUCCAGCGCUCCGUGGACCAGCCGUCCAGGGUCAGCGCCCUGCUCAAGAGCCUGCCCGUCCUCUACCUGGCGGGGCUCCUGGGGACCGCGCACCCUGGUGGGGGCUACCGCUCACUCCUGCAGGCGGCCCUGCUGUGCUCGGCCGUGGGGGACGCCUGCCUCGUCUGGCCUGAGGCCUUUCUCCACGGCAUGGCUGCCUUCAGCCUGGCCCACCUGCUCUACCUCUGGGCCUUCGGCCUCACGCCCCUGAAGCCUGGCCUCCUGCUGCCCGUCCUCCUGGUUUUUGCCCCCUACUUCGGGUUCCUGCUUCCUCACUUCCUGCCCCACCUGGUCUGGCCUCUGCUGGUUUACUCCACAGUCCUGGUCUCCAUGCUGUGGCGUGCCCUGGCCCGGGGUGAGAGUGCCCGCUGGGGUGCCCUGCUGUUUUUGUUCUCAGACGCCGUGCUGGCCUGGAACACCUUCUUCCACCAGCUGCCCCACGGCCACCUGCUGGUUAUGACCACCUACUACCUCGCCCAGAUGCUCAUCGCCCUGUCGGCCUUCCAGAGCCCCAGACUCAAGUCCCACUGACUCAGGGCUGAGGUGGGCAGACAUCCGCCCCCUCUCCUCCUGCAAGGAUCUGACCCCCACCCCAGACCAGUAAAGCCAGAGAAACAGCCUUGAGGGCUAGAGCCAGUCCCCCACACUCCAGUCUGCCGGUGCCGGUUCAUCUGGAGACUCAACCGUUCCUGGAGUUCUGAGUCCACCACCGAGUUCCCACUGCCUUCCCUGCAUUCUGAUUUCCAGGCCCUCAGCCAGACCCAUGCUGGGUCCCCCCCAGCCCCUGGCCUACUUCUGUGACUCCAAAUGCUCUCCGCGUGUCCCCUUCCCGGUGGCCCUGAUCUGUUCUUCUGUUGCUUAAAGUAAAGUGGGUGUCGAA